Messenger RNA from Spinacia oleracea (spinach), 1957 nucleotides. Its product is annotated as polypyrimidine tract-binding protein homolog 3. Gene Ontology annotation, molecular function: RNA binding. The transcript has 15 exons. Bases 288 to 1619 code for a protein of 443 amino acids. NCBI's taxonomy places the organism in Eukaryota, Viridiplantae, Streptophyta, Magnoliopsida, Caryophyllales, Amaranthaceae. The record is from RefSeq and is a predicted model, not a curated record.
UAGCUCAUUCAUCAAAAAAAAAAGUUUGUUAAAAAAGAUUAAUUUCUGAAAAAACCCAAAUGAAAUUUAUCUCUCAUCUCCAGCUAGCAAGCUAGCACUCUCAUAUCCUCCUCCUCCUCCUCCCGCCUCCAUAGUUCUGAUUGCCUCCUCCUCCUCUUAAGAUCCUCCAACAAAACCACCAUCUUCUAGUUCUAUUACCACCUCUAGUUGGCGGCGCCUCUGCCCACCACCCCUCCUCUGCCGCUGCUACACUCGGUGUUGACGACAGUGCUGUUUUCUGUAGAAAAAUGGCUGAGCCAUCCAAGGUUAUCCAUGUUCGAAAUGUGGGCCAUGAAAUAUCUGAGAAUGAUUUACUUCAGCUGUUCCAACCGUUCGGAGUCAUCACAAAACUUGUAAUGUUGCGUGCAAAGAAUCAGGCUCUUGUUCAGAUGCAAGAUGUUGCCUCCGCUGUGAGUGUUUUGCAGUGCUACACAAGCACACAGCCAACUAUAAGGGGAAGGAAUGUGUAUAUUCAGUUCUCGUCACAUCAAGAAUUAACAACAAUGGAUCAGAACACACAUGGACGAGGAGAUGAGCCCAAUCGAAUUCUAUUAGUUACAAUCCAUCAAGCGGUCUAUCCAAUAACUGUGGACGUGCUGCAUCAAGUUUUUUCUCCUCAUGGAUUUGUGGAGAAGGUUGUUACGUUUCAGAAGACAGCUGGUUUUCAAGCUCUUAUUCAGUAUCAAUCACGCAAUAGUGCGGUGACCGCAAGAAAUUCACUUCAGGGACGCAAUAUUUAUGAUGGUUGCUGCCAACUAGAUAUUCAGUAUUCGAAUCUUGAAGAACUGCAAGUAAAUUAUAACAAUGAGCGGACAAGGGAUUUCACAAAUCCAAACUUGCCAGCAGAACCAAAAGGCAGAUCUUCUCAGCCUAGCUAUGUAGAUGGUGCUGGUAUGUAUCCACUUCCAACAGGUGGAGCUCCAGGUGCAUUUCCACAGAUGGCGAACCAUGCGGCUAUUGCAGCUGCUUUUGGAGGUGUUUUCCCUCCUGGAAUCACAGGAAUGAAUGACAGGUGCACACUCCUUGUUUCUAGCCUAAAUCCUGAUAGUAUUGAUGAGGACAAACUAUUCAAUUUAUUCUCUCUAUAUGGGAACAUAGUGAGAAUUAAACUUCUUCGUAAUAAACCGGAUCAUGCCCUAGUGCAGAUGGGUGAUGGCUUCCAAGCUGAAUUGGCUGUUCACUUUCUGAAGGGGAUAACACUAUUUGGGAAGAGAUUAGAUGUGAACUUUUCCAGGUACCCACAAAUCACAUCAGGGGCGGACACCCACGAAUAUGUCAACUCAAACCUGAACCGGUUCAACCGUAAUGCGGCCAAGAAUUACAGGUACUGCUGCUCACCAACAAAGAUGAUUCACUUGUCAUCUAUUCCUCAGGAUAUUAGUGAAGAGGAGAUAGUGAGUCAGUUGGAAGAGCAUGGCAGUAUUGUUAACACCAAAGUUUUUGAGACAAAUGGGAAAAAGCAAGCCCUUGUUUUGUUUGAGAAUGAAGAACAGGCUACUGAAGCUCUUGUGUGCAAGAAUGCAACAACCCUUGACGGCUCUGUCAUUCGCAUCUCAUUCUCUCAGUCACAGGCAAUAUGAAUGAUUUUCCAGAUCAACCGUCUAUUCCUCAUUUGCAUUUGCGUACUAUCAGAAUCUGAAGCUGUCUAUGCAACCUGAUUACUUACUUGUAUGGUUUUGAGUGUGUUAGAAUUAUCUUGUUUUUACAUAUAACUAUACUAAUUGCUUCUUCUGAUAAAAGCUUCUUCACAAGCGAUGUUCAGAAGGUUGCAGCCUUGAGCGUAUCACUAUUUCUUGCUGUAUAUUCGCGAGUCUGCUACUCCUUUAGUUUUCUAAUUCUUUCUUCUUUGUAAUACGUUUAAUGUGUUGCUAUAUGCUGCAUGAAUUUCUAAUACUCAGUACUAGAUUGGUUGUUUUUA